AGAGCACAACUUGAGCUGCAAGCGAGCCAAGGCGGGCAGUAACCCCCCUCCACUGCUAACCUUCACCACCGACGCAAAUAUUCGCAUCCCCUCUCCUACCGUCGGCUUCGAUGAUAUAUAUAUGUAUCUAUAUAUGCAACGGUACAACGAAAGAACACGGAGAUCAAUCAACCGACAACCCAUUUCCAUCCAGGGAUCGAUCGAUAUAGCGGCUAGAUCAUAGGGACACCAACAAGGAAGCAACGAACUCGUGCGUCCCAGAUUAGACCAGCUUCUAGAUCUUCUUCCUUCCUUCCUUCCUUCGAUUCCUAGACGACGUUCGUUGCAUCCGAUCGAUCCAUGAACGGUUGCGGUAACAGGAGGAUGAGCGAGAUCGUCUUCUUCGACGUCGAGACGACGGCGCCGUCGCCGGCGGGCCGGUGGUGUCUGCUCGAGUUCGGCGCCAUCCUCGUGUGCCCCAGGAAGCUCGUCGAGGUGGCCAGCUACGACACGCUCAUCCGCCCGGGGGACCUCUCCGCCGUCUCCAGGCGCUUCACGGACGUCGAGGCCAUCGCCUCCGCGCCCACGUUCCGGGAGGUGGCCGACAAGAUAUUCGACAUCCUCGACGGCCGCGUGUGGGCCGGCCACAACAUCCAGCGCUUCGACUGCCCGCGCCUCCGGGAGGCCUUCGCCGAUAUCGGCCGCCCCGCCCCGGAGCCUGCCGGCGUGAUCGACUCUCUCAACGUGCUGGCCGCCGAGUUCGGCCGCCGCGCCGGCGACCUCAAGAUGGCCACUCUGGCGACCUACUUCGGCAUCGGCAAGCAGAAGCACCGCAGCCUGGAUGACGCGCGCAUGAACCUCGAGGUGCUCAAGCACUGCGCCACCGUCCUGCUGCUCGAGUCCAGCCUGCCGCACGCGAUGCAGCUCGCCGGCCGCGAUGGCGCCGUCACCAGGAGGAGCUCCACCGCCUCCGCGCCUGCCGCCGCUCACCGCCACCGGCCCGCCAUGUCGCAGACCAAGCUGCCAUUCACCCCUGUGAAGGCCGUGCCGGCGCCGGCGGCUGGCACUCCUCACAAGAGCGGCGGCAAGCGGGAUAGCCUGGGCAAGCCGGUGGGGAGGGCCAACGCCACCAGCAAUAAGCCGGCGGCGGAAGCUUCUGCUCCAGCAGCAUUGAGCGCCAGGCCGCCCAGGCGCCCAACGGUGGUGACGCCCUUCCACAUGAUCCUCAGGCACUCCAGGGCCAUCCUCAGAUGAUGCUCUACCACAUGAUGUUUGCAAGCGUGCAUUGCUUUGGGGAAAACAUGGAGCUGACAGAUUUGAGCUCGGUUCAUCUUCUCCCCAGCUCUUAGCUUACUAAAUCGAAGAUCGAUUCGGUCGCAACCGGUCCAUCGACUAAUUGGAUUCAUUUGUACAGAUCAUUGAUUCGUUUCAUCCAAGCACCUGAUUCAGUUACCUGUUCUGUUCAUGUGUAUAUGUAUGUGCAAGCAGCAAGCUAGUUGAAUGACUCAGAUUCAGGUUCAUGUUCUUGUAUUGGUUCAUUUGUAAAUUGACAUGGCACGCCAUUCUUUAUUCCAUUUGUAAAUCCCUUCCCAUGUCCAGCACCAUUGGCUGUUGUAAAUUA
Molecule: messenger RNA, 1600 nt
Organism: Panicum hallii
Lineage: Eukaryota; Viridiplantae; Streptophyta; Magnoliopsida; Poales; Poaceae
Product: protein NEN4
Exons: 2
Coding region: 340-1233 (297 amino acids)
Molecular function (GO): nucleic acid binding; 3'-5' exonuclease activity
Source: RefSeq, a predicted model, not a curated record